Messenger RNA from Arabis nemorensis, 1146 nucleotides. Lineage: Eukaryota; Viridiplantae; Streptophyta; Magnoliopsida; Brassicales; Brassicaceae. The record is from the annotation of a GenBank genome assembly.
AUGGGGACUUUUCAUGGAAAGCCAUCUGGAUGUUUGAUGUUUGAGUUGUCUCAUUUGUUGAGGAAGAACACGAAUGAGUUACUUUGGUUGGCUUGUGUUUCCUUGACUGAUCAGUUUGUUCAUGAGAGAUUGACAGAUGAAAGAUACAAAGCUGCGGUAAUGGAGCUUGAACAACACAUCAAUAGUUUAGGGAACAUAGAUAAGAUCACUUCAGUUACUUUAAAAGACGGGACAAAGGUUCGAGCGCCUAUUUGUUCGAGAAUAUUAUACGAAGAAGAGCCUCGGCUUAUGCUUUUAAGGGAAUGGACAUUGUUUGAUUCCAUGAUUUGUUCAUCGUACAUCGCUACAAAGUUGAAGACUUGGAGUGAUAAUGGCACUAAGAAAGUGAAGCUUCUUUUAGCUCGUACGGGAUUUGUGCUUAUCAAGUGUCAGCAAAAGUUUCCGUACAUGAGCCAACAAGUGAAAAGUAAAAUGAAAGAAGAGUUUGAUAGAUUCUUGCCUGAAUACGGGAUGAAUGAUUUCUAUUACCAAAGUUUUUUAAGGCUUCAUGGUUAUGGUUCACGGGUUUCAGCUGCGGAUGUAGUGCACGGUGUUACAGCGCUUCUCGAAUCAUUUCUUGUCUCUAGUGGCUCAUCUGCUUCAAAGCAGUUUGGUGAAGCUUAUGAUGCUCUCUCAUUAACCAAUGUGGAUAAGCUGAAAUCAGGGAUGCAGCAAGCAAUCAAAGUUCAAAGAGCAAUUCUUAGGCAAGGAAGCGCGGCAAUCACCAAAGGUGGAUCUAUUCGAAGCGGAAGGAAGUUCAGGUGGGUGAAGAUUGAUGAUUCCAUGGAUGCUAAAUACUUGGGUUAUCCUCAGGCUUUAACAAAGUUCUGUUACUUUCUAAUGGAUGCUUUGAGAGAGAAAGGAGCUCGAAUGAAACCAAUGCUAUGCGCUUGCGCAUCUCAACAACCCGAGAAAUUACUUGUUGUUGGUGUCUUUGGAAAGCCAAGGCUCGGGGCAGUUCGAGGGAAUGCCUUUGGAAAUGCUUUUAGAAAGGCAGCUGAAGAAUCUAAAGCUGAUUACUUUCAUGAGCUCUUUGAGUAUUCAUGGAUCGUUUUAGAUGCUAACACAGUUACCUCUUUUAUGAUUGCAUUAACUGAGAAGCUUUGA